Messenger RNA from Nematolebias whitei (Rio pearlfish), 936 nucleotides. RefSeq names its product claudin-4. Gene Ontology annotation, cellular component: plasma membrane; bicellular tight junction. The transcript has a single exon. The coding region runs from base 7 to 672 and encodes 221 amino acids. Lineage: Eukaryota; Metazoa; Chordata; Actinopteri; Cyprinodontiformes; Rivulidae. Gene Ontology annotation, molecular function: structural molecule activity. Gene Ontology annotation, biological process: bicellular tight junction assembly; cell adhesion. The record is from RefSeq and is a predicted model, not a curated record.
ACAGCGAUGGCUUCCAUGGGGCUGCAGAUGGCCGGCUGCGCCAUUGCCCUUUUCGGUUGGAUCGGGGUGCUGAUUGUUUGUGCCAUUCCCAUGUGGAGGGUGACGGCCUUCAUCGGGAACAACAUCGUGACGUCGCAGGUCAUCUGGGAGGGCAUCUGGAUGAGCUGCGUGGUGCAGAGCACGGGCCAGAUGCAGUGCAAGGUGUACGACUCCAUGCUGGCCCUGAGCACAGACCUCCAGGGGGCUCGAGCUCUGGUGGUGGUGUCCAUCAUCACCGGCAUCGUAGGACUCCUCAUUGCUUUUGUUGGAGGGAAGUGCACCAACUUCAUCCCAGAGGAGAGCGCCAAGGCGAAGGCCUCGGUGGCAGCAGGUGCGAUCCUGAUCGUCAGCGGGAUCCUCUGCCUGGUUCCUGUUUCCUGGACCGCCAGCAUCAUCAUCAAGGACUUCUACAGCCCUCUGGUCAUAGACGCUCAGAAACGAGAGAUUGGAGGCUCCCUUUACAUCGGCUGGGGCGCUGCGGCGUUACUGAUCAUAGGAGGGGGGCUCCUGUGCUCCAGCUGCCCCCCCAAGGAGGAGAACGCCCCCUCUGUGAAGUACCUCUUAAACAAGGCUGAAGGAAAAGGCAAAGAAGAGUCGUAUCUGUCUGACACGCCGACAAAGACCUACAUCUGAGGCGUGAAGACAGCUGAAAUCAGGAAGACCUGUCUGGUUCUUUUUAAACUGAAGGCCCGCGGGCCAAUCGUGGCCCUUAUUACCAUUUUAUCUGGCCCCAAAGAUCGUCUUUUAAAUGCUUUAGUGACUUGUCAGUCUUUGAUGGACUGAGUCCUUAUUUUGUUUAAAAAAAUAUGGCGCACGUAUGGAAGGUUCUCAACCCUGAAGCCAAGAAAAUAAAUCAGAACUUUUCAGUAAUCUUUGAUUUUGACACCGAGCAACAAA